Camelina sativa (false flax) is the source of this 2231-nucleotide messenger RNA. RefSeq names its product G-box-binding factor 4. NCBI's taxonomy places the organism in Eukaryota, Viridiplantae, Streptophyta, Magnoliopsida, Brassicales, Brassicaceae. The record is from RefSeq and is a predicted model, not a curated record. Gene Ontology annotation, molecular function: DNA-binding transcription factor activity. Gene Ontology annotation, cellular component: nucleus. Gene Ontology annotation, biological process: positive regulation of DNA-templated transcription.
AAAUUACCAAAAGCUCUUUAGGGUUUCUCAAUUCGACACAAAAGACCCCUAAAAAUCACUCUGCAAAUCACAAUUUGGCCGAGUCGAAAGAAAGAAAUCGAGUGAUCCGAUUCCGGCGAGAGAGGAAGACGAAACAAAUGGCAUCAUUUCAGGUGAUGCGUUCUUCAAAUUCUAGAAACUCGGAUCUAUCUCAUCGUAUCCCCUCUUCUUCUUCUUCGUCUAUAAGACCUCCUCAACAACAGUUCAUGCGAGAUCUCACUAUUGGCGGUUACGGCGGAAGAAACGACGGAGGUUUAUUAUACAGUUCUACUUCGAUGACGGUUGAAGGUAUUUUACACGAUGCUUUCGCUUCAGAUCCACCUGCACCGACGGAGUCUUCGCUUCUUGACGCUUCGAUUACUCUCAUGGAUGCUUCUCCUGCACCGACCACGGUUGUUUCUGAUGCUGUGGAUCACGGCGGAGGAGGAACGGAGACGACGCGUGAGGGGAGGAGUGUUGAUGAGGUUUGGAGAGAUAUGGUAUCUGGAGAAGGGAAAGGUAUGAAGGAAGAGACGCAGGAAGAGAUAAUGACGUUAGAGGAUUUUCUAGCGAAAGCUGCGGGGGAAGACGAAGGUGGAGCGGCGGUUACGGCGGAGGAUUUGGAUGUGAAGAUUCCGCCGCCGACGAAUUACGGAUUCGAUCAUUCCGCGCCGCCGCAUAAUCCGUUUCAGAUGAUUGAUAAAGUUGAAGGAUCGAUUGUUGCGUUUGGGAAUGGUUUAGAUGUUUACGGCGGAGGAGGAAUAGGAGCUGGUGGUGGUGGUAGUGUAGGUGGAGCGAGAGGGAAGAGAGCUAGAGUAAUGGUUGAGCCAUUGGAUAAAGUAGCUGCACAGAGACAGAGAAGGAUGAUUAAGAAUCGUGAAUCUGCUGCUAGGUCUAGAGAGAGGAAACAAGCUUAUCAAGUUGAGUUGGAAACUUUGGCUGCGAAGCUUGAGGAAGAGAAUGAGUUGCUUUCAAAGGAGAUUGAAGAUAAGAGGAAAGAGAGAUACCAGAAGCUCAUGGAGUGUGUGAUUCCUGUGGUCGAGAAACCGCAGCAGCAGCAGCAGCAACCACCGAGGUUUUUACGCAGGAUUCGGUCUUUGGAAUGGUGAAAAAAAGGUAUAGACUUUUGAAGGAUUUUUAGGAUUUUAAGGGUUACUUUGUGUAUGUUAUGUGUGAUUGAGAGUGGGAUUCAUAAUCUGCAGUAGAGUGUAAUGAUUAUGGUUAAUAACUUAUUAUAUAGAUUGCAUAUGUUACAUACUUGAUCUUGGGAUGCGCACAACCUUUCUCUCUUUGCAAAUAGAGUUUGAAUCAUUACGGUUCGGGUUAGAGAAAAGAGUGAAGUCUUUGGCAAAGUGAAGUGAGAUUUUCCACUUUCUUGUUCUCUUGGCUUUCGAUUUAGCAGAAGAAGUUGGUGCCAGAGAUGAGAUACCUGUAAGGCUGUAACCACCCAUAUUCAGAGGUAAUACACAGACUCGACUCAGGAGUUCAUUAUUGUUUUAGAAGAAUUGAAGGCGUGUUGUAUGGUAACAGAUUUCGACUCUCACAUCUUCGUGCUGCAUAGUCGAGAUAGUACCCACAGAAUCGAGCUCUUUCAUUUGGUUCUGAAGAGCUUGGUCUUUAAUCCCAAACCAAUGCGCCAUGUAUGUGGAGGUAAAGCCAACAGAAGCGCAGUGAACUGCAAAAUAAACUCAAUCUAGUAUACCUUUUGAUGAACACUGAGAAUUCAAGGGCAUUCAAGACCACUGAAAGUCUAGCCAAACCACAAAACGCCGGUUCAGACUUCAGACUGCGUUAUCUCCAAAAAAAGAACCAAACAUGACCUGUACGUAUCUGCCAUCUGCGGAAGAAGAAAAGUAAAUGGCUGAUACAAACCCACCAUAGCCAUCGUUCACCGGAGCAGUUACAGAGGACAGUAAUCUUACACUGGAAGAUUCGUGACUUAUUCAUAAAAGGGGCGAGCUUUACGACAUUCUUUUAACAUUCUUCCAGAAAGGAAGGCAAUGGAUUUCAUUCACGUCUAGUAUCUGGUCAGUUGAUCGGUACUGCCACUUGCACAUUGCAAAUUUUAGAGCAUGUCUUGGUCAUCAGCCGCUUAUAACAUUUACAUUGAAUAGGUUUGAUUUUACUAUAGAUUUGUAUAAGGGUCCCAUGUGGUCUUCUUGAAUAUGAUGUGUAGUAAGGAUACUUUUGUUUUAUAUACUUGUUUCUUCGUA